Molecule: messenger RNA, 6323 nt
Organism: Gymnodraco acuticeps
Lineage: Eukaryota; Metazoa; Chordata; Actinopteri; Perciformes; Bathydraconidae
Product: rab11 family-interacting protein 2
Biological process (GO): regulated exocytosis
Cellular component (GO): endosome; phagocytic cup
Molecular function (GO): small GTPase binding
Source: RefSeq, a predicted model, not a curated record
GCUCGCCGCUGGCCGACAGAAGUGAGUAUCAACAGCAACAGCAGCAGCAACAACUAACUUUAGCGGCCAAUUUCCUAAGGGACCAUUACAUGAAUGUAUUUGUGAAGUCUGUCUCUGCUGAGCUGAGGUGCUGAAUGUCCUUCAAGUGUCGGUACAACAUGACACCGAGAUGACUCACAAGUGGCUUGGACAUCUGAUUUGACAGAAGAUGAGGCUUGCUCAAUUGAUCAGACUUGCUCAAAAUGAUUGCUUCUGUAGGCUCAUAAACCACACUGACAUGGACAACAAACUAUAGUGAAACAUGUUUGUUGCAUUUUGCACAUCACAUCCACAGAAAAACACUAACUGCAUACAUUAUAAUUAAUUAGUUUUGAAUGGCUUUCAGUUGAUAACCAUGUCACUGGCCGAGCAGUCUCAAAAGUGGUUUCCAACCCAUGUCCAAGCCACUGUUCUUCAAUCAACCAGUUUACAGGCCAAGGGCAAAAAUGGCACCAACGAUGCCUACACUAUCAUUCAGCUGGGCAAGGAAAAGUACUCGACAUCGGUGGCAGAGAAGACGCUUAACCCCGUCUGGAGAGAGGAAGCCUCCUUUGAGUUACCGGGGUUACUUUUGGAGGGGAACCCAGAAGUAUAUGAACUCUGCUUUAUCGUGAUGCACCGCUCUUUGGUUGGGAUGGACAAGUUCCUGGGUCAAAGGUCCAUCAGCCUCAAUGAAAUCUUCGAUAACAAGGAACGGAAGAAAACUGACUGGUAUCCCUUGGAGUCUAAGCCGGGGAAGAAGAGGAAAGAACGAGGCCGCAUCCAAGUGAGCAUCCAGUUCAUGAGGAACAACAUGACUGCCAGCAUGUUCGACCUCUCCAUGAAGGAGAAGCCCCGCUCGCCUUUUUCCAAACUUAAAGACAAAAUGAAAGGUCGCAAACACGAUAGCGGCUUCAGUGACACGUCCUCUGCCAUCCUGCCUCGCUCUGCUGCCAGCGACGCAGACCAAACCGUCAGUCCCUCGCCCCAGAAACCCCAGCCUGAAGCUAAGGCCAAGAGGCCGCUGCUCUCUGGGGCCCACAAACUCUCUGCAGCCCAUUCCAUGUCCGAUCUCAUUGGGACUCACUUCCGACCCAAACUGGAUUCCAUGAACUCCAUAGAAGAAAGUGGCGGCCCUCACAGGCGUUCCCAGAGCGAGGUGCCAGGCUACCAGGACGGAGAGGCACACAGUGACCCUUUCACUGAUAUCAGUGACACCCUGCCACAGAAGUAUGCCACGCUCCCACGCAACCGCAACCCAUUUGAGGGGGAGCACGGGCAGCUGUGGGACCGGCCGGAGCGGAAGGAGAAAAAGGAGAAGGUCAGCCUACUGGAACGCGUGACUGGAAAGAAGGAAGGCCGCAAGACCAACUAUGGGGGGCGAUCGGGCAGUUCUGGAGACCUGUGCUCCCCCAACCCCUUCAGUGGAGACACUAACCCCUUCAUCUCCAACUACAAAACCAGUGAUAAAAAGUCAAAUGAAGACAUCACAUUUGGCCAUAAGAAGAAAGACAUAUACGGCAAGAAAAAGGAGGUGAAACAGGAAAGCCUGGCCGCCUACAGCAACCUGUCCUUCGAGGAAGUUGUGCGGGAACUCAUCAAGCAGAAAGAGGUGGUGAAAAAGAAAGACGCCCACAUCAGAGAGCUGGAGAACUACAUCGACAACCUUCUCGUGCGCGUGAUGGAGGAGACGCCCAGCAUUCUACGGACACCCUACGAGCCCAAAAAGAAGGCGGGUAAAAUUGGUAAAAAGAAAUGAAAGACAAACAGUUACUAAUGAAGGAGGAACUCAUGUGGUCAAAUAAGUGAGAACAAAUGGUAUUGAUCAAAGCCAAAUUGCUCAAUGGUUUAUGUCCUUGCCUAAAGAACGUUUUAUUCAAUGGGUGUAGCUUUUACAUUUUUUUUUUGGCAUUCCUAUUUUACGGUGUACAGGAUGAGAGAAAUUCAAUGAUUGAUUCAAGUCCAAUCAAAUCAAUUUCUUCUGACAAUAUGGUAUGCACUUCCCCACAUGUUGCACAUACAGCUGCCGUCAUUGGCUCAAAAGCUCUUAAGGUGCAAAUGCAGCCAGAUCCAAGUUCACCAGAUGGUGCAUUUGAAGUUAUGCUUCCUGUUUGCUGAAACACGGUCAAGUGGGUCGAGAAGAUGAAGCUGUAGUUGCUGUGUUUACACUGGAGUCUCAAACUACGAUACACAUCCAGAGGAGGAAGCCUCCUCUGUUCUACAGAUGUGUAUUCUUAGAAAGACUGGAGGACAGUUACUGUAAGAAGUUGCUGGAAAGUAUCUAGAAAUCUGGUUUCGAAUGAACAAACAUACAGUUACUGUCUUUCUAUUCUUUUUAAUUAUUAUUUGUGAUGACUAUCAAUUAAGUUUAUUAGUGUCUCAGUCAUUUGCUGGAGGGGAUCAUUUUACUGACUUUAAGUGCAAUAAUAAUAAUAAUUUGCUUUACAUUCUGCUGGUAAUGUUGUUGUUUACAUUAUAAUCUAAGCUUUGAGUCAAACUCAUGUCUUUUAAUAUUGUUUGAUUCACUGGAAAAAGUCAUGUUGUUACAGCCUCUACAGAUCAACCAUCUCCUUCUAUUACAAUUUUGAGAAGAUUGAAUUAUGGUACUAAGAUGCACAUGUGGACUUAUGCUGAACAAUCUUUAUUUAUAACUGUGUUAUAGCUCAGUUACAUAUGAACAAUGUAUUUGUACAAUGGUAAAAACGCUACUGUUCCCCCUCCCUCAUCACUCUUUCUAAUGUUUAACACUCAACAGAUGGUAAAAGUCCCAACAAAUAUUAUCAUUCAUAAGUGUCAUACUGAUACAGUUUUAUAUGUAUUUACAUCGGCUUUAAUAUGUGUUUACCUAGCCACAGAUGAAUUAUGUACUGUGCCUCAUUAUGUCCGUUUUUCUGUGUUAUAAACACAAAUUCUAAAAUGAAUAUACAGUGAUAUGAACGUGUUUCACCACUUCACGGUACUAAUUAUGACCAGUGCAUAACUGUUCGAGGUAAACAGCCAAUGAGUGUCAUUCAGGUUGCAGAUCAGUGUGACAGCUGGUGUCAGAAGCAAAAUGUCCUCAUUUCACACUUGUAUGUCAUCUCAUAUGUCGCUUCAAUCUGUGAUGCUAAUGUCACAACAACAUAUGUUGUUUCCAUGUUUAACUGAAAUAAGGGGCAGCGUUAAAGGGUGUAACACGUUUCACCACAAUAUGGUUUAACGUUGAUUCUCCACCAAUAAUGCAAUAUGUGUUUCUAUUGAUCAAUGCCAGGUGAUGUAAUAUGCCCUUGUAACAAAACUACAUUUACAAAAGAUAGCUACAAAAAAAUGACUUGACAUUGAUGUAAAAACCAUCUUUAAAUGUGUAGGAGGGCGGUGUGAUUUAGAUGGGAAUUGGUCCAAAAAGAAACCUGCCUUUUUAGGGAUUUCAAAAUGAAAGCAUAUCUGUAUGAAUGUUUGCACUUGCACCAGAGAUAUUGCAUUGUUGGUCACUGAAUCGAUGGAUUGUUGUUUCGUUACACCCCUAGCUGCUUUCGGAGCGCACUCCUGGUACUACAAUGAACAAAAUGACUACUUAAAGGUGAAUCAUUUGUAUCUCCUUUACCUGUGUUCGAGCUAGAUGCUCAACAAUAGUUGAAUAACUUCCUGAUGUUUAGGUUUACAUUCAAGUUUUGUAUUCCUUUUUAGAUGAAGCAGCUUCAUGUACAGUGUUAAACACGUAUUAUAGUAGUUGAUUUAUCGAUCUUAUUUUUCCGGUGACUUUGUUCUUAUGCUGGUAUUUCCUUCUGGUGUUUCUAUCUAUUUUGUAAUUACUUUUCAGUCUUAUACAAUUGUUGACCUUUACACUGUAUGAUACCAAAUCACAGUUGAGUGCUACACUGCAUCUAUGGAAUGUCAAAACACAUUUUUUCAUGAACCACUGGAAAAACAGUUUUGUCAUGUACUAAUUAUUUCAGCUGCUGAGUUACUUCAUGUGAAGGUAUGCGAUCUCUUCGUGGACUUGUCUUGUUACUGAAUGUAUCCUGCUCGAUUUGAAAUACGUGAUUCUGAAAUGUAUAAUGAUAUACAAAACACUUACAAGGCCAUAGAACCUUGCUUGCCUUUAAAGUAUUUGGUGUAUCCAAAGAGAUAAUUCCCCUCCCCACUCCUUCCUUCUAUUACUCUGACGUCACUCAGACAUCUUCAUUAUGGACAAGAAGUGAUUGUUUUGUGCGAUGAUGUGACACAGAUGUUGGGUAAAUUCCUUCGUAUUGGAGGAGGGUUAUUUGAUCUGCAUAUAUUUUGCCAAACAUGUUUGAAUCACUUCACGAAAUGAUGAGUAUUAUGUGAUGGUAAUUAAGAAAAUAUGUGGAUAAUAAUCUGUUUCACAUUACGGAGAAGCUUCUCACUGAUUGCCUUCCUACGUGUGCUGAAGUGUGAACUCGUGUUACAGGCUUUUAUUGUUUAAACUGCUUUAACUACUCUGUAUUGCUAGUUGUAAAUGGACCUUUGACGAAGUCUCAAUACUUCCAUUGUACAUACUGUAUAGUCACUUUGUAGUUUCUCCUCACUUUGACUUUUUGCGCAUUUCACUGUGCUGUAAAAUGUUUGCAAAUGUGCUUACUUAGGUCUGAAAUUCAGUCGAAUUCAUGUUAAGCCAAAUAAAAAUUCAAAGAUAGGAAUGAAAAUGUAAAACUUAAGAAAAGUAAUUGCCACCUAUAUGAGCAAAACUGAUACUGGCAAAGUAGUUGGGAUAUUCCAGCUUUUAUAGACAUGGUCUGUUGCUUCUGUAUUUAGUGUAUGACAUAUGGUGCAUUAUAGUGUAAAGCAGAGAAUGAAACAGGUGAUUUACACUCAGGUCAACUAUUUGCCCCAAAGCGCCGCUGCUUUGCUCAAACGAUGAAAAAAACGACAAGGUCGUAAUAAAUAAAUGUUGAACACAUUCGGACCCCGAGGUUAUUUAGUUCAAAUGAAAAAUGAGGGGUUGCUUAGUUCUAAUUAAUUUUGCCUGUCAUAUUCUCUUUCAGCUUGAUUGCUACAUUUGCUUUAUAUGCUUUAACAUAAUUUGGUGCUUUGGAAGAUGUCAGAAUAAAUCGCUAAUCUAAAUGAAAAGCAUUUUCAAAUCAUUUUCCCAGCACAACAUGUGUAAAGGGGUGCAUUUGCAAAAACAAAAACACAACCACCCCUGCAUCAUUAUUGCACUUCUUCCUCUGCUCUUUUGCAUAAUAUUUGUCAUCCAAUCAAUGCCAAUGUUCCAAUGUGCAAAGCGUGGAGGCAACAUGUCCUAUACAAUUUGGCCUGUGUUGUAAUUCAAAUUUAAUAUAGAGUAUUUUGCAAAUGCAUAAAAGUAUGUUUUGUUAGUGUUGUCCACCCCAUUCAAAGAAAACAAACAGUGCAAACAUAUGGGGAUUUUUUUCCAUGUUGACGAAGUAUGCAUUGAACCUUUUGAUGAAGAUGGCAUAAAGCUCAAGUCGGAUCUCACAAUCCUCCUCUGGCAGCUUUUUAAGUCUUCUACUGAUAAUAUGAUGCUGCUUGCCAUAGGCCACAUACAGCUGCCAGACACUAAGACUUAAGCUCCCUCUAAAUCCCCUGACGGUGCUUGUAAUGUGGCACACAGUUUUUGAAGGAAAUGAUGACUGUGUUUAUAAAAGAUCUCGCCAGUUAGCAUUGAGUUUACACAAUCGUAUGGAGGCUGGUGCACAAGAGGUGCCAACACAAAUAAACAGAAUGUGAGUUGAGUUUAGUGCCCCAACAUGGUGGAGACCUUAUAUGACAUUUUGAUACUCGCGUGUUUCUCAAGGUAGUCAAUGUGAACUCAGCCACAAGCCUUGUAAUGUCAAAAAAAUGGAAGUAAAUGGCUGAUUCUUGUCAUUUCUGCAUGUCAAUCAAAUGUUUUGAUUAUGUAAAACGUUAUAUUUUUGCCAAAUAUGUCGUUUUUUCCCAUUGAUUCCUCAAGAUUGGGAUCAUUUUCAUCAACUCGUCACACUACCUUAUUGUAAUGUAAUUAACUCUGAAUGAAAAAAAUGUCUUUAUUUGUUUUCACAUAAUAGCCUAUAUGCAAGACUUUCAUACCUGGAUGUGUGGGUACAAGAAUGUAUGGCUUUUUUUGUAUUAUUGUAGUUCUGGAAAAGCGUUGGGGUUUAGAAAAUGUAUGUAAUAUAAUAACAGUAUGAUGCUGUUAAUGAUGACUAUAAAGUGCCAACGCAAGCACUAAUUCAGAAGAAUUUGGUGAUGCAUUUCUUAAAUUCAUCCAUGUACUACAGUUUUGACUUGUUCCUUUUAGAUAUCAUCACCAUCAUUAUAAUUGAAAUCCAAUGUCAUUUUCAAUAAACUCACUGUAAAUGAAA